Peniophora sp. CBMAI 1063 is the source of this 2775-nucleotide messenger RNA. The record is from the annotation of a GenBank genome assembly. Lineage: Eukaryota; Fungi; Basidiomycota; Agaricomycetes; Russulales; Peniophoraceae.
AUGCUCGCCCAGGAGAACGUAGCCCUAAUCUCGGGCCAAACCACACCUAACACUUCCCACUCGUACUCUACCCGCAUUCGCAGUAACUCGUCCAUCAAACCGCCCGCCCGACUUCGCCAAUCUCCAGAAACACCGCUCCAACCCCGCAAAAUACGGCCAAAUGCACCACUACUGCAGAAGGCCACUGUGGCCACUCCCGCCGCCACCGACAAGGCGCCACCGUUGCCGGCAGGAACGCCCGACUUUCCACCUCCCCACGUCACCUUGCAUCCUGAAGACUCGUCCAGCAAGGUCUUCAUAGCUAUCGGCCGCUCUUUCCUUUCAGUGGACAAUCGGGCCAUGACAAUCAAAGAUCUGGCAGAGAUGACAUUGAAGUACGGCCUAAUGUGCCAAAACGUCUCUGCCGCCGGUCAGGCAAUCACGACCUACAUUCGCAACCAUAUGCAGCGAUGUGAAGCGGAACAGGAUCACCCGCUGCUUUCUCGACACGUUCUAUCUGGCACACCUUCGGACGAUGAUCUGGUCCCUGCACUCCACUCUCGUUCGGGCGGAGCCCAUUGCGCGCUAACUCCUGGUGACACGCGUACUACCAACUUUCGUCGUGGCACUUUGGUGUGGUUCUUGUCCAAAGCUGCUGGCGCCCCAUGCCCAUUCGCGCGUGCCGGCAUCCGUCUAUCUGAGUACACCGAGGAUGGAAAAGUCGGUAUCACCGCCAGCGGACCUCGCGAUCGUAAACGGGAACGCGAUCGCAGACGCCGCGCUCAAACGAGCGCACAGCUCUGCGGUCAAAAGCGCAAGCGGCUGUCCCGUGGCUGUAAAGCUGAUGGUGCAGAGGCUGGGGCAGAGACUGAGGAGGAGCAGGACCCUGAUCCGCGCCCACCGAAGGUCAAACUCACGCUUCGCCUCCGCCCAAGUCUCGUGCACGCUUCUUCGUCAUCCAACUCACCAUCAGUCACACCUUCUAUUUCUGCUUCGCCGGCGCCUACGCCCGUAACUGUGCCCACGCCGCCUGUAUCUAGGGAGACUUCCGAGUCGCCCGACGAGGACUACAUUGUGUCCAGUAGCGAUGAGUCUGACGAUGGCGACGAGUCUGAGGGCGACAUGUCCGUAGACGGCGACAGCGAAAGCGAUAGCGGCUCCGAGGCUUCUUCUGAUUCUGGACUUUACGCCAACCAUCCAGACUCUGCCUUCUUUCGCAUGCCUUCCCCGUCUUCAUUCGCACUCCGCCAUUCUCGAUCGCCCUCCGUCGCCUCCCCACCACCUGAUUCAGACGUCGAUCUCGCUCAUGUGGACGACGACGACGAUAUGUUCAACUGGUCCGCCGACGAGGACGAGCAGGCGCAGCCCAGGGAAACUAUCGAUCUGACCAUCGUCAAAGAAGAAGUCGACGAGGACGCCAUCAGCAGCAUGCUCGCCGCAUGGGAUACGCGUGACCUCGCGGAGUCUUCUGCAGCCGUCAUCCAGGCCGUCGCCGCUGCAGCGGCCAAGGCGACUGAACAGGAAGCCGCCGCCGCCGCAUUCAUUCCGAAGACCGAGGAGGUCUACAUCAAGCGCGAGGAGAUCGAUACAUGGGACUUUGCCGAUUUUGGCGCCCCGGCACCGGCCGCCGCAUCUACUUCGGCAGCUGCCGAGGAAGAGGAGGCAGAGCAGCAGGAGGAGUGGGAGGAGAGCGUCGUGUUCAGUCCUGUUGAGGAGCUCGGCAAUAUGCGUUGGGGCUCCGCCAGCACGUCCUCCUGGGUCCCUCAAAACCCCGCAGAUUCCGGGCGCCGCUUUUCCGAAUCUUUCGCGAUCGCGUCUUCGUCCGCUCCUGCGCCGCUUGCGAAGCCUCGCAGGAUGAGCGAGCUUCUGUGGCAGGACGCGGAGAUCCUCGGGCUCGAGACUAUUACUGCUAAAGAGCUCGAGGAGGGAGAUUGGACGCCUACUGCAGCUGCUACAGGUCCCUCCACGUGGGCCGGUGCCGGGAUGGGCGCUCGUCGGUCGGCGUUUGCCGCGCGUCAGCCUAUUAUGCCUGUGCAUCCGACGAACGUGUUCCCGCCCACGCCGACUACCGCUACAUUUGGCCCUCCACAUACGCCCCUUCGGCCGCCUGCUGAGCUCGGUGUGCCCGCGUCCGCGCCGUCGCCCAGUGCGAUCAGCGAUGUGUCGCAGGACGAGCCCGGUCCGCGUACGCCGCCGCCCACCGCGCAUGCUGCAUUGCCCGCCGUAUGGAGCUCAUCGCCUGCUGAUGGCUCCACACCGUUCAACUUCGGCUUUGGCAAUACGCAUUUCCCCUCCGUCGGCGAGCCCAGCAGUGCGAGAGCGAGCGUUCCGGCCAAAAGGCGCGCUGCUUCGCCUAUUCCUCCCCUUGCGCACGACAUGGACGUUGAUAUGGGUGACCAUGCCGUCGACGAUGAAGUUGCGCGGAGCGCAGAGCUGCUCAAACUCGUUCCGCCUCUUCCUCCUCCCUCCGUCAGCCCCGAAGACACCGACCCACUCUCUCCAGCCGAAGAAGCCGUGUUCGAUCAGUUGUGCGCUGUACCCGACUUUUUCGACGCGCCUGCACCAUCAUCAUCAGCCCCACCUCCGCCCUCGCCUCGUACGACGCAUGAAGUCGACGAUGCUGUCGUUGGCGAGCUCGAUGAGAAUGAGCAUGAGGAGGAGACGGCAGAUGUGGGCGAGGUUGAGAGGCCGUUGGCGUUGAGGAGGAGCAGGAGGGUUGAGGCUGCUAAGCAGGAGGCGGAGAAGAAAGCCAAGGCCAAGGCGAGGAAGGGGAGGACUGCGAAGAGGCGCGGUUGA